AUGGGGCUAAGGGUGAGACCCGGUGUUUCGAGGCUUACCGCACUCUGGGGAAAGUGUGAUUGGAACGUUGUUUACAUGGUCUUUCACAAUAAAUGUUUGUCCGAAUUUUAUUCACCGCUAUAGUGGACUCAGUCAGUGACGGUCGCUUUUAAGAUGGUCCUGUGAUGUGUGUCGUGGAAGAGUGUGUGAAAUGUUACCAUGGCGUUUGGCUCUGUGACCAGUGACGUGUGUAGACUGAGGAAAUGGCAGACCUCACAGCCGCCUCGGUUAUCAGAAAGCAGUUGUCAUGGCAACUGGACGUGUGGCGUUCAAGUAAUUACCGAUUUUAGUUACUGAUUCUUUACAGCAGUAUGACAAUAAAGGCAGGGAAAUAGCUUUGCUGGAACUAUUGAUAUUUAUACAAUAGUGUUACAAUGUGUAGUAAUUGGCAUCACGGCAUGGGUUACAAUCAACUAUGGAACAAGUCGGAACACCACGAGCAAAGCCAUCUAAUCACACAGCGCUAACGUUGCUAUCCACUGACAGAAUAGGCCUGUACAUGCUGUGAUGCCUGCUAGCUGACUCGCUCUGACAAUUCAUUAGAAGCACAGUUCAUUUGUCCUUCGCUAAAGAGUCAAGUUUAUUUUGGUUGUCAGAGUGGAAAAAAAUGUAUGUUUACAUUAAAUACAUCAGAGGCCCCAGCACCGAGAGAGAGGUCAAAUUCCUUCCUUUACUGAGAGAGGAAGGAUUCACUCACAGGCUAGUAUUCCAUACAGCUCAGUCUUGUGUACAUAGCGAUUCGAUUCUAUUACUGGUAUUCAUUGUAUGCAUCGGCAGUCAAGAUGAAGGUGAAACGUUUAUCUGUUGCUUGCUUGACUGAUGCGCAAACCCCUUGGAAGCUGAACGUAGGAAAUUGAUUUAACGUUAAACGUAAAAGGUGAAACUGAAACUCUUUUGUCAGAGGAUAGAAUAGAAUAAAAACAAAGGGAACUUGGGUUCAAAAGGUCAACGUAUCCUUUUCUUCUCCUUGCAGAAGCGGCGGAGGCGCAUCGACAGGAGUAUGAUCGGGGAGCCCACUAAUUUUGUCCACACAUCCCACGUGGGAUCAGGAGACAUCUUCAGUGGCAUGAACUCGGUAAGAGGAAGCAAUGUAAGCAGCGCAGAGGAAGCAAUGCAUAAUGGGAAUGUGAUGGGAUGUCAAUCAUUAGCCACCAAGAUGGGCAAAGUAUAGACCUAUACAUUAUGAUUUAAAGACUAUACAUUAUUACAUUUGCAUUUACAUUUUAGUCAUUUAGCAGACGCUCUUAUCCAGAGCGACUUACAGUUAGUGAAAAAAUUUUUUGUAUAUAUAUAUUUUUUUAUACUGGCCCCCCGUGGGAAUCGAACCCACAACCCUGGCGUUGCAAACGCCAUGCUCUACCAACUGAGCUACAUCCCUGCCGGCCAUUCCCUCCCCUACCUUGGACGACGCUGGGCCAAUUGUGCGCCGCCCAUGAGUCUCCCGGUCGCGGCCGGCUGCGACAGAGCCUGGAUUCGAACCAGGAUCUCUAGUGAUGCAGUGCCUUAGACCACUGCGCCACUCAGGAGUAUUAUGAUUUAAAGACUAUACAUUAUGAUUUUAAAGACUAUACAUUAUGAUUUAAAGACUAUACAUUAUGAUUUUAAAGACUAUACAUUAUGAUUUAAAGACUAUACAUUAUGAUUUUAAAGAUUAAACUAUUAUUAACUAUCCAUCUAUGGAAAGAUGAGACUCUCACGAACACGAUGGUGUUCUCCGUUGUGCUGUACGGCCCCCACAAGCCUCUUGGGACUCGUCUGAAGUCGGUACAACCGAUCUGCCAACUUCUGUCUGUAGCGUCCAAAAAGUUUGGGCUACACACUAACAUGACCCGUCUGUGGAAAGGUGAGACUGUCGAACACAUACAUGUUGGUUGUUUUGCUCUAGGACGCCCACAGGCCUCACAAGAAUCGUCUGAAGGUCCCCCGGUACCAGAUGAAAAAAUUUAUGGAAGUACAGUGCAUUCGGAAAGUAUUCAGACCCCUUGACUUUUCCCACAUUUUGUUACGUUACAGCCUUAUUCUAAAAUGGGUUAAAUAGUUUUUUUCCCCUUAUCAAUCUACACACACUCUUACCGAGUGUAGAUUGGUCCUCUGUAGCUCAGCUGGUAGAGCACGGCACUUGUAACGCCAAGGUAGUGGGUUCGAUCCCCGGGACCACCCAUACACAAAAAAAUGUAUGCACGCAUGACUGUAAGUCGCUUUGGAUAAAAGCGUCUGCUAAAUGGCAUAUUAUAUUAUACACACAAUACCCCAUAAUGACAAAGCAAAAACAGGUUUUUAGAAAUGUUUGCAAAUUUAUAAAAAAAGAAAAAACAUACCAUUUACUUAAGUAUUCAGACCCUUUUCACAGUAUUUUUUGAAGCACCUUUGGCAGUGAUUACAGCAUCGAGUCUUCUUGGGUAUGACGCUACAAGCUUGUAUUUGGGGAGUUUCUCCCAUUCUUCUCUGCAGAUCCUCUCAAGCUCUGUCAGGUUGGAUGGGAAGCGUCGCUGCACAGCUAUUUUCCGGUCUCUCCAGAGAUGUUCGAUCAGGUUCAAGUCCGGGCUCUGGCUGGGCCACUCAAGGACAUUCCGAGACCAAAAAUAAGGGGUUAUAUACAUGUAAAAAAAAAUAUCUCUGAUAUAGGACAGACACUUCAGAACAAACAGAUUUUUGGGGGGACUAUCUGUUGUUCCAUGUAGUGAAUCUGUGGGCUAAUAGCAGUAAGGCCAAAAAUAAUUGUUUUUAUACUUCAAGGGGUCUUAAAAUUCCAAAUGAAAUAGCUAAAUGGUCCUUGGUAUGACCUUCAUAAAACAAUUCCAUAUAGCUUAGUAGAACCCCCCCCCCCCCCACAGGGCUUCGACUGUUAUGGGUUAAAGACUAUACAUUAUGAUAUAAAGACUAUACAUUAUGAUUUAAAGACUAUACAUUAUGAUGUAAAGACUAUACAUUAUUAUUUAAAGACUAUACAUUAUGAUAUAAAGACUAUACAUUAUGAAUUAAAGACUAUACAUUAUGAUUUAAAGACUACAUUAUGAUAUAAAGACUAUACAUUAUGAUUUAAAGACUAUACAUUAUGAUUUAAAGACUAUACAUUAUGAUUUAAAGACUAUACAUUAUGAUAUAAAGACUAUACAUUAUGAUUUAAAGACUAUACAUUAUGAUUUAAAGACUAUACAUUAUGAUUUAAAGCCAUUAUGAUUUAAAGAAACUGUACAUUAUGAUAAAAACUAAUCCAUUAAUGAGUUAAAGACGAUACAUUGAGGAUAAUAGAAGACUAACAGUAUGAUAUAAAAGACGAACCAUUAAUUGGUAUAAAGACUAUACAUUAAUGAUAUAAGACAUACACAUUAUGGAUAUAAAGACUAUACAAGUAAUGAAUGGCAAGACUAUCACAUUAUGAUUUUAAAGACUAUACAUUAUGAUUAAAAGACUAUACAUUAUGAUAUAAAGACUAAUAACAGUAUGAUUUACAGACUAUACAUUAUGAUACUAAAGACUAUACAUUAUGAUUUAAAGACUAUUACAUUAUGAUUUAAAGACUAUACAUUAUGAUUUAAAAGACUAUAACAUUAUGAUUUAAAGACUAAUACAAUAUGAUUAAACAAGAACUAUACAUUAUGAUUUAACAUACAUUAAUGAUUUACAUGACCUAAACAUUAUGAAUUUAAAGACUACUACAUUAAUGAUAUAAAGACUAUACAUUAUGAUAUUGAAAGACUAGACAUUAUUGAUUUAAAGUACUAUACAUUCAUGAUAUAAUUAUUAUCUCCCCGAGUGGCGCAGUUGGUCUAAGGCACUGCAUCGCAGUGCUAGCUGUGCCACUAGAGAUCCUGGUUCGAAUCCAGGCUCUGUCGUAGCCGGCCGCGACCGGGAGACCCAUUGGGCGGCGCACAAUUGGCCCAGCGUCGUCCAGGGUAGGGGAGGGAAUGGCCGGCAGGGGAUGUAGCUCAGUUGGUAGAGCAUGGCGUUUGCAACGCCAGGGUUGUGGUUUCGAUAAAAUAAUGUAUGUGCUAACUGUAAGUCGCUCUGGAUAAGAGCGUCUGCUAAAUGACGUAAAUGUAAUAUAAAGACUAUACAUUAUGAUUUAAAGACUAUACAUUAUGAUAUAAAGACUAUACAUUAUGAUUUAAAGACUAUACAUUAUGAUUUAAAGACUGUACAUUAUGAUAAAAAACUAUACAUUAUGAUAUAAAGACUAUACAUUAUGAUUUAAAGACUAUACAUUAUGAUAUAAAGACUAUACAUUAUGAUAUAAAGACUAUACAUUAUUAUUUAAAGACUAUACAUUAUGAUAUAAAGACUUUACAUUAUGAUUUAAAGACUUUACAUUAUGAUUUAAAGACUAUACAUUAUGAUUUAAAGACUAUACAUUAUGAUUUAAAGACUAUACAUUAUGAUAUAAAGACUAUACAUUAUGAUUUAAAGACUAUACAUUAUGAUUUAAAGACUGUACAUUAUGAUAAAAAACUAUACAUUAUGAUAAAAAACUAUACAUUAUGAUUUAAAGACUAUACAUUAUGAUAUAAAGACUAUACAUUAUGAUAUAAAGACUAUACAUUAUUGUAUAAAGACUAUACAUUAUGAUAUAAAGACUAUACAUUAUGAUUUAAAGACUAUAUAUAUAGAUUAAAGACUGUACAAUUAUGAUAAAAACUAUACAUUAUGAUAUAAAGACUAUACAUUAUGAUUUAAAGACUAUAACAUUAUGAUAUAAAGACUAUACAUUAUGAUAUAAAGACUAUACAUUAUGAUUUAAAGACUGAUCAUUAUGAUUUAAAGACUGUACAUUAUGAUAAAAAAACUAUACAUUAUGAUAACAAACUAUACAUUAUGAUUUAAGGACUAAUAACAUUAUGAUAUAAAGACUAUACAUAUGAUAUAAAGACUAUCAUUAUGAUAUAAAGACUAUACAUUAUUGUAUAAAGACUAUACAUUAUGAUAUAAAGACUAUACAUUAUGAUAUAAAGACUAUACAUUAUGAUUUAAAGACUAUACAUUAUGAUUUAAAGACUAUACAUUAUGAUAUAAAGACUAUAACAUUAUGAUUUAAAGACUAUACAUUAUGAUUUUACAGACUAUACAUUAUGAUUUAAAGACUAUACAUUAUGAUAUAAAGACUAUACAUAUGAUAUAAAGACUAUAACAUUAUGAUUUAAAGACUAUACAUUAUGAUAUAAAGACUAUACAUUAUGAUUUAAAAGACUGUACAUUAUGAUUUAAAGACUGUACAUUAUGAUAAAACACUAUACAUUAUGAUAUAAAGACUAUCAUUAUGAUUUAAAGACUAUACCAUUAUGAUAUAAAGACUAUACAUUAUGAUAUAAAGACUAUACAUUAUUAUUUAAAGACUAUACCAUUAUGAUAUAAAGACUUUAACAUUAUGAUUUAAAGACUUUACAUUGAUUUAAAGACUAUCAUUAUGAUUUAAACUAUCUUAUGAUUUAAAGGACUAUACAUUAUGAUAUAAAGACUAUACAUUAUUUUAAAGACUUACAUAAGAUUAAGACAACUUUGAUUAAAGACUAUACAUUAGAUAUAAAGACUAUACAUUAGGAUUUAAAGACUAUACUUUUGAUUAACACUGUACAUUAUAAAAAAAAACUAUACUUUAAAUGAUAAAAGACUAUACAAUGAUUUAAAGACUAUACAUUAUGAUAAAAGACUAUACUUAUGAUAUAAGCUAUACAUUAUGAUUUAAGACUAUACAUUAGAUUAAGACUUUACUUAUGAUUUAAAGCUUACUUAUUUUUAAAGAUAUACUUUAAAUGUUUUAAAGACUAUACUUUAAAUGAUAUAAACUAUACAUUAUGAUUUAAAGCUACAUUAUGAUAUAAAGACUAUACAUUAUUAUUUAAAGACUUACAUUAUAUAUAAAGCAAAUACAUUAUGAUUUAAAGACUAUACAUUAUGUUUUAAAAGACUAUACAUUAUGAUAUAAAGACUAUAUACAUUAGUGAUUUAAAGACUUUUACUUAUGAUUUAAAGACGUACAUUAUGAUAAAAACUAUAACAUUAUGAUAUAAAGACUAUACAUUAUGAUUUAAAGACUGUCAUAUGAAUAACUAUACUUAUGAUAUAAAGACUAUACAUUAUGUUUAAAGACUAUACAUUAUGAUUAAAGACUGUACAUUAUGUAAAACUAUACAUAUGAUAUAAAGACUAUAUACAUUAUGAUUUAAAGACUAUACAUUAUGAUAUAAAGACUAUACAUUUUUAUUUAAAGACUACAUUAUGAUAUAAAGACUAUACAUUAUGAUUUAAAGACUAUACAUUAUUAUUUUAAAGACUAUACAUUAUGAUUUAAAGACUAUUCCCAAUGAGAAAAUAAGACCUACAGUAGAGAGCAGGGCUGUUGGGGUUGGCAGUAUCGCCAUACUCCUUAGUAUAGUGGCAAGGAAACAAAUCACGAAGCAGAUUUAACUUCUUUAGGAAAACAGCCCUGAUGUUGGAAAGAAACAUAAUUAGGUUGUCAUCCAGAGAUAUUUUCCAAGCUAUUGCACACAAUAUUUGACAUACAGCAGGUUUUUAAAAGGACCAAAGAGUUUGGUCUGCUUCGGGUUUUAAAAAAAUAUUGCGAUACUGGUAUGGUCCCGGCCUUAGUAGAGAAUGUGCCUGUGUUAGACAUAUCGGCGCAGCUUCUAGUUUCAGGAUGUGACUUUAAAUUGCAAGACUUAUAUAAAUCAAUGACCUGUGAGAGAAUUCAGAAUAGAUAGUUUUUUUUUUAAGGGAGAUCAAAUUCAGGAAGAUUACGCGUCAAGUCAGACCUUUUGCAUGUAGACGAAGGUUCUUUGAUCGGACCCUCAAGGUUUAUCAACUAUGCAUUAUUGAUCGUGACACGGCAUGGGACUGUGCCAAUGGUAUUUUAUAGGACCUUGGCUGCCAUAUCCUAGAGGCCGUCGAUACUGGUGACCUUUGGAGCUGAGCUGAACGCAGGCUAUUAGCCCAGGCACCAUAGAGAUAUACACUACAUGACCAAAAGUAUGUGGACACCUGCUUGACGAACAUCUCAUUCCAAAAUCAUGUGUACUAAUUUGGAGUUGGUCCCCCCUUUGCUGCUAUAACAGCCUCCACUCUUCUGGGAAGGCUUUCCACUAGAUGUUGGAACAUUGCUGCGGGGACUUGCUUCCAUUCAGCCACGAGCGUUAGUGAGGUCGAGCACUGAUGUUGAGCGAUUAGGCCUGGCUCGCAGUCGGCGUUCCAAUUCAUCCCAAAGGUGUUCGAUGAGGUUGAGGUCAGGGCUCUGUGCAGGCCAGUCGAGUUCUUCCACACCAAUCUCGACAAACCAUUUCUGUAUGGACCUCGCUUUGUGCACGGGGGCAUUGUCAUGCUGAAACAGGAAAUGGCAUUCCCCAAACUGUUGCCACAAAGUUGGAAGCACAGAAUCGUCUCGAAUGUCAUUGUAUGCUGUAGCGUUAAGAUUUCCCUUCACUGGAACUAAGGGGCCUGAACCAUGAAAAACAGUCCCAGAUCAUUAUUCCUCCUCCACCAAAUUUUACAGUUGGCACUAUGCAUUCGGGCAGGUAGCGUUCUCCUGACAUCCGCCAAACCCAGAUUGGUCUGUCGGGCUGCAAGAUGGCGAUGCAUGAUUCAUCACUCUAGAGAACACAUUUCCACUGCUCCAUUGUCCAAUGGCGGCAAGCUUUACACCAGUCCAGCCAACGCUUGGCGUUGCGCAUGGUGAUUUUAGGCUUGUGUGCGGCUGCUCGGCCAUGGAAACCCAUUUCAUGAAGCUCCGACGAACAGUUCUUGUGCUGACCUUGCUUCCAGAGGCAGUUCGGAACUCUGUAGUAAGUGUUGCAACCAAGGACAGACAAUUUUUACGCACUACACGCUUCAACACUUGGCGGUCCCGCUGUGUGAGCUUGUAUGGCCUACCACUUCGCGGCUGAGCCGUUGUUGCUCCUAGACAUUUCCACUUCACAAAAACAGCACUUACAAUUGACCGGGGAAGCUCUAGCAGGGCAUAAAUUUGACGAACUGACUUGUUGGGAAAGGUUUCAUCCUAUGACGGUGCUACGUUGAAAGUCACUGAGCUCUUCAGUAAGGCCAUUCUGCUGCCAAUGUUUGUCUAUGGAGAUUGCGUGGCUGUGUGCUCGAUUUUAUACACCUGUCAGCAACAGUUGUGGCUGAAAUGGUCAAAUCCACUAAUUUUAUAUAUAUAUAUAUAUAUAUAUUGCUCAAAAAAAUAAAGGGAAUACUUAAACAACACAAUGUAAGUCCAAGUCAAUCACACUUCUGUGAAAUCAAACUGUCCACUUAGGAAGCAACACUGAUUGACAAUAAAUGUCACAUGCUGUUGUGCAAAUGGAAUAGACAAUAGGUGGAAAUUAUAGGCAAUUAGCAAGACACCCCCAAUAAAGAAGUGGUUCUGCAGGUGGUGACCACAGACCACUUCUCAGUUCCUAUGCUUCCUGGCUGAUGUUUUGGUCACUUUUGAAUGCUGGCGGUGCUUUCACUCUAGUGGUAGCAUGAGACGGAGUCUACAACCCACACAAGUGGCUCAGGUAGUGCAGCUCAUCCAGGAUGGCACAUCAAUGCGAGCUGUGGCAAGAAGGUUUGCUGUGUCUGUCAGCGUAGUGUCCAGAGCAUGGAGGCGCUACCAGGAGACAGGCCAGUACAUCAGGAGACGUGGAGGAGGCCGUAGGAGGGCAACAACCCAGCAGCAGGACCGCUACCUCCGCCUUUGUGCAAGGAGGAGCAGGAGGAGCACUGCCAGAGCCCUGCAAAAUGACCUCCAGCAGGCCACAAAUGUGCAUGUGUCUGCUCAAACGGUCAGAAACAGACUCCAUGAGGGUGGUAUGAGGGCCCGACGUCCACAGGUGGGGGUUGUGCUUACAGCCCAACACCGUGCAGGACGUUUGGCAUUUGCCAGAGAACACCAAGAUUGGCAAAUUCGCCACUGGCGCCCUGUGCUCUUCACAGAUGAAAGCAGGUUCACACUGAGCACAUGUGACAGAUGUGACAGAGUCUGGAGACGCCGUGGAGAACGUUCUGCUGCCUGCAACAUCCUCCAGCAUGACCGGUUUGGCGGUGGGUCAGUCAUGGUGUGGGGUGGCAUUUCUUUGGGGGGCCGCACAGCCCUCCAUGUGCUCGCCAGAGGUAGCCUGACUACCAUUAGGUACCGAGAUGAGAUCCUCAGACCCCUUGUGAGACCAUAUGCUGUUGCGGUUGGCCCUGGGUUCCUCCUAAUGCAAGACAAUGCUAGAGCUCAUGUGGCUGAAGUGUGUCAGCAGUUCCUGCAAGAGGAAGGCAUUGACGCAAUGGACUGGCCCGCCCAUUCCCCAGACCUGAAUCCAAUUGAGCACAUCUGGGACAUCAUGUCUCGCUCCAUCCACCAACGCCACGUUGCACCACAGACUGUCCAGGAGUUGGCGGAUGCUUUAGUCCAGGUCUGGGAGGAGAUCCCUCAGGAGACCAUCCGCCACCUCAUCAGGAGCAUGCCCAGGCGUUGUAGGGAGGUCAUACAGGCACGUGGAGGCCACACACACUACUGAGCCUCAUUUUGACUUGUUUUAAGGACAUUACAUCAAAGUUGGAUCAGCCUGUAGUGUGGUUUCCACUUUAAUUUUGAGGGUGACUCCAAAUCCAGACCUCCAUGGGUUGAUAAAUUUGAUUUCCAUUGAUAAUUUUUGUGUGAUUUUGUUGUCAGCACAUUCAACUAUGUAAAGAAAAAAGUAUUUAAUAAGAUUAUUUCAUUCAUUCAGAUCUAGGAUGUGUUGUUUAAGUGUUCCCUUUAUUUUUUAGCAGAGUGUAUAUAUAUAUAUAUAUAUAUUCAUUCAGAUGGAGCUUGACCCAGACAAAUGAUUUAUCCCUUUCUUUCAUUAUUCCUACAUGAAACUUUAAUUCAAUGUCUUUUGAAUGAACCUGGAUUAUUUUUACGUUCCAAGAUGGAAGUACUAAUAUCAGACCUACAGCGGGGUCCUUGACUUCCUGUCAGACCUACAGCGGGGUCCUUGACUUCCUGUCAGACCUACAGCGGGGUCCUUGACUUCCUGUCAGACCUACAGCGGGGUCCUUGACUUCCUGUCAGACCUACAGCGGGGUCCUUGACUUCCUGUCAGACCUACAGCGGGGUCCUUGACUUCCUGUCAGAACUACAGCGGGGUCCUUGACUUCCUGUCAGACCUACAGCGGGGUCCUUGACUUCCUGUCAGAACUACAGCGGGGUCCUUGACUUCCUGUCAGACCUACAGCGGGGUCCUUGACUUCCUGUCAGAACUACAGCGGGGUCCUUGACUUCCUGUCAGAACUACAGCGGGGUCCUUGACUUCCUAUCAGAUAAAGAUGAGCAAUAAUGACUGUAUAAAAUAAAUAAUUCAAGUACUGAGCUAUAUUGUAUGCUGCCAAAGAAUUGGGAAAUGAUAUUAUUUUACACUAAUACUAGUGCUCAGAUAAGAGAUUUUCUUUACAAGUAAUACUAUUUCUUUCUCAAAAAGGUAGGGGCCAAAAUUGACACCCCUAAAGAUUCUUAUAAAUAAAGUAGUCAAAAGUUUAGUUUUUGAUCCCAAUUAAUACAUCAAGCUUGUGACUUUACAAACUUUUUAGAUGUGUUUUUAGUUUGUUUUGGUUGUUUCAGAUUAUCUUGUGCCUAAUAGAAAUGAAUGGUAAAUAAUGCAUUGUGUCAUUUUGGUGUCACUUUUAUUGUAAAUAAGAAUAGAAUAUCUUUCUAAACACUUCUACAUUAAUGUGGAUGCUACCAUGAUUACGGAUAAUCCUGAAUGAAUUGUGAAUAAUGAUGAGUGAGAAAGUUAGACACACAAAUAUCAUAACCCCAAGACAUGCUAACCUCUCACCAUUACCAAUAACAGGGGAGGUUAGCAUGUCUUGUGGGUAUGAAUCCAAAGUGUGCACAGUUCCUUAGUAAUUUCAUUUCACCUUUGACUCAAAGAAGUCUUCAACUAUAAGGUGUUUUUUUCAGCUCUCCUAGCUGUGCUGUUGAGGAACUAGAGCAAGAACACUGGUAGUUGAUUUGUUUGGAACACAACCCUGCAUCCCCGCCAUCACACAAUUACUGUUGUUUACGCAAUCCAAAAAUGGACCCAUUUUAUAAAUCGCAGUCUGGGUCAAGUGUGCAUCAUUUGAAAGCUUGUUCUAUUGCCAACAUGACUAGCUAAGUUCUAAAAUACGAUCUUACAGUGUUAGGCUUUCACAAGGCAAUUCAGAGAAACUGAUCAUAAUUUUGUUGCGCAUAGAAAGAAGUCACACGUGCAUUCAGGUGUGGGUUCCGAGGCGAAUUUUCUUCACAAUAGACAAACAGGCUCAUUCUGUUCAGAACAACCCAGGGUAUGAAGCCAUGUCAUCUUGUAACUGUACAUUAAACAUAGUGAUCAUAAACGCUGACACUGAAUAUGACAUGAGGUUUAUGAUAUGGAAAUGUGAAGUGCACAUUUGGACUCACGGGAGAAAGGUUAACUUCUUUAACCUUUGAUGGGAGAAAGAGACGAGAAAGUAGUCAAGACGACUAGCUUGAUUAAGUCUCCAUGUAUGUCUCAGUAGGUAAGGGUUUUUUAGUCUCCAAAUAUCCACUAUUUCUAAUGUCCAUAAUAUUUGUGAUCUCCUUAAGGGCACGGUGAUGAUAGUUUGUAGAGUGAUUUCCUUUACGGUCCAUUAAAGGUAUUUAACACUUAACAAUUUUAAUUUGUGCGUACAGCGCAGGCCUGCGCUCGCAGGACCGCGCUCGCAGGACCUGUCCUCCGCUCGCUCGACUCAAGUGUUUGCUCGCACAACUCAAGUGUUUGCUCGAACAAUGAUGUUUCAUCUCGCUCCCGUUCUAACCCUAUUGACGCAAUACCCACAUUCAUCUGCUAAAUGAUGUAAAUGUUAACACUGUGUUAUAGUCUCCCACCAUAAUGAUUUGAAUAUUUGUUGCCUGUAAAUUCAAUAGAUUGGUAUAACUAUUUUCAAACAAAGUGUGCAUCAUCCUGAUUUGGACGAUUAAAUGAGCCAAAUCUGUUUUUCGUCCCCUUUCAUAUUCAAAAGGGUCCCCCUUCCUUGUGGAUGAUUCCUGACUGUUUGCACAUUCGGAUUGACAUUUUUGUUAAUUAAUUAUCACACCUUUUGAGUUUAUUUUUCCAUGACAGAAAAUUAUUUCACCGCCCCAUUCCUUUUUCCACGUUUCAUGUAAAGGUGUAGAGUGAGUUUCCUGUAAACAGUAUACAGUACCAGUCAAAAGUUUGGACACACCUACUCAUUCAAGGGUUUCUCUUUAUUUUUACUAUUUUCUACAUUGCAGAAUAAUAGUGAAGACAUAAAAACUAUGAAAUAACACAUAUGGAAUCACGUAGUAACCAAAAAAGGGUUAAAUCAAAAUAGUUUUUAGAUUCUUCAAAGUAGCCACCCUUUGCCUUGAUGACCGAAUUUGAAAAUGAUCAAAUUUACGCGCGUAAAUGCAGUCUGCUCGCUCAAAGUCACACUCGCAAACUCUCAAGUUUAAUUUGUGCGUACAGCGCAGGCCUCCGCUCGCAGGACCUGUCCUCCACUCGCAGGACCUGUCCUCCGCUCGCUCGACUCAAGUGUUUAACUCGCACAAUGAUGUUUCAUCUCACUCCCGUUCUAACCCUAUUGACGCAAUACCCACAUUCAUCUAUUACCUUAAUUUGCCCAAAUAAGUGAGAAAUACAUUCUCUUUUUUGAUACCAGGCUGGGCUGUCCAGGUGGUGACUUAAAAUAAAAAAAAAUCGGCCUGUUCUUGCAAUGUCAAACAUUAAAGAAAAAAGUAGUUCUGAUUUGACUGAAAACAGCUUUAAAAAUACAGUGGGGUCCAAAAUGAUUGACACCAUUGAUAAUGAUGAGCAAUAAUGACUAUAUAAAAUAAAUAAUUCAAAAACUGAGCUAUGCUAAAACAAAUGGGUAAAUUUAUAUUGUUUUAUACGAAUACAAUUGCUCAGAGAAAGCAAUUUUGUUUAGCCCUUUACAUUCGUAACCUUAUAUGGGUUGAAAAUGGCAGAUUUGGGCACUGAUAGGUGCCUAAGUUGGAACGCAGCGGCUGUACAUUAACAUGCUAUAAAUGACGUCAGAGCUCAGGCGUUGCACUUCACAGCGCUGGAUGGGUUUUGACUGACAGCAGGUCUGAACCUGAGCCUUGCAUGGCGACAAGAAGUUGCCCCAAUCCCUCCCGCUAAUUGGGCGACUUCAGCAAAUGUUUUGUUGUCUUAGUGAGGCUUUAAAUUAAAAUGACUAUGCAUUUAGAAAAAUUAGACGUUGAGGAUUAUAAUAAAUACCGCUUUGAUGUCAUACAAGCAAGCCAAACACCCGUGAGUCCAAAUGUGCACUUCACAUUUCCAUAUCAUAAAACUCAUGUCAUAUUCAGUGUCAGCGUUUAUGAUCACUAUGUUUAAUGUACAGUUACAAGAUGACAUGGCUUCAUACCCUGGGUAAAAAAAUACACCAAAUUCUUCCUGAAUCUUCAACACAGGAAAGCUACCAAAAAUAAUUAGAAAAAACGUGUUACUAAAGGCGGAGUCAUCCAUGAUUCUCCGAAUGAUAUUUUAGAUAUUCACGAUGGCGCCGACAAACAUGGCAGCUCUGCUUCUAGCUCCUAAGCAACUUUGCAGUAUUAUGUUUUUUGUGUGUUAUUUCUUACAUUAUUAGCCCAGAACGUUUUUUGUGUUAUUACAUACUGCCGGAAAAGACUUUUGGAUAUCAUCGCGGCGGUAACUCACAAGCAUCACGACCAGGAAUACGACUUUCCUGAAUUGGAUCCUUUGUUCGUACCCCACAGGGCAAUUUAACUUAUCCCAGAGGCUGCUUCAAGACACCGCCAGCGGAGAAGAGGUAUUCGGCAUGGACUUCUAGUCUGACUCAGGAGCCAUGCACACCAUCCACCGCUUGCGAGUAUAUUACUCGCUAAUGUUCAGUCUCUGGACAAUAAAGUAGACGAGCUCAGGGCGAGGAUCUCCUUCCAGAGAGACAUCAGGGACUGUAACAUACUCUGUUUCACGGAAUCAUGGCUCUCUCCGUACAUCGCGCAGACAGGAAUAAAGAACUAUCCGGGAAGAAGAAAGGCGGUGGUGUAUAUUUCAUGAUUAACUACUCAUGGUGUGAUUGUGGUAACGUACAGAAACUCGAGUCCUUUUGUUCACCCGCCCUAGAAUACCUUACAAUCAAAUGCCGACCGUAUUACCGCCCAAGAGAAUUCUCUUCGGUUAUAGUCACAGCCGUGUAUAUUCCCCCUCAAGCCAAUACCACGACAUCCCUCAAGGAACUACACUGAGCUUUGUGCAAACUGGAAACCACAUAUCCUGUUUAUUGUAGCUGGGGAUUUUAACAAAUUUUAGCAAAUUUGAGGAAAACGCUACCGAAGUUCUAUCAACACAUUGACUGUAGUACUCGCGCUGCCAAAACGCUUGACCGCUGUUACUCCCCCUUCCAGGAUGCCUACAAGGCCCUCCCCCGCUGGUCUGACCAAUCGGAAUCCAUGCUUCAAGAUUGUUGUGAUCACGCGGACUGGGAUAUGUUCCGGGUAGCCUCUGAGAAUAACAUUGACGUAUACAUGGACACGGUGACUGAGUUUAUCAGGAAGUGUAUAGGGGAUGUUGUUCCCACUGUGACUAUUAAAAACCUACCCUAACCAGAAACCGUGGAUAGAUGGCAGCAUUCGCGCAAAACUGAAAGUGCAAACCACCGCUUUUAACCAUGGCAAGGUGACUGGGAAUAUGGUUGAAAACUAACAGUGUAGUUAUUCCCUCCGUACGGCAAUCAAACAGAGACAAAGUGGAGUCGCAAUUCAACGGCUCACACACAAAACGUAUGUGGCAGGGUCUACAGACAAUCACGGAUUACAAAGGGAAAACCAGCCACGUUGCGGACACCGACGUCUUGCUCCCGGACACCCUAAACACCUUCUUCGCCCGCUUUGAGUAUAACACAGUGCCACCGACGCGGGCAGCUCCCAAGGACUGUGGCUCUCGUUCUCCGUGGCCGACGUGAGUAAGACAUUUAAGCAUGUUAACCCUCGCAAGGCUGCUGGCCCAGACGGCAUCCCUAGCCGCGUCCUCAGAGCAGGCGCAGACCAGCUGGCUGGAGUGUUUAUGGACAUUCAAUCUCUCCCUAUCCCAGUCUGCUGUCCCCACUUGCUUCAAGAUGUCCACCAUUGUUCCUGUACCCAAGAAAGCAAAGGUGACUGAACUAAAUGACUAUCGCCCUGUAUCACUCACUUCUGUCAUCAUGAAGUGCUUUGAGAGGCUAGUUAAGAAUCAUAUCACCUCUACCUUACCUGACACCCUAGACCCACUUUAAUUUGCAUACCGCCCCAAUAGAUCCACAGACGAUGCUAUUGCCAUUGAACUGCACACUGCUCUAUCCCAUCUGGAUAAGGAAUACCUAUGUAAGAAUGCUGUUCAUUGACUAUAGCUCAGCCUUCAACACCAUAGUACCCUCCAAGCUCAUCAUUAAGCUCGGGGCCCUGCGUCUGAACCCCGCCCUGUGCAACUGGGUCCUGGACUUCCUGACGGGCCGCCCCCAGGUGGUGAAGGUAGGAAACAACACCUCCACUUCGCUGAUCCUCAACACGGGGGCCCCACAAGGGUGCGUGCUCAGCCCCCUCCUGUACUCCCUGUUCACCCAUGACUGCGUGGCCACGCACGCCUCCAACAAAUGCACAAAAAGAUCAAUACGAAGGCCAAAUUACAGAGGAAUAACUUUUUGAGGCUCUUAAAUCUUUACAGUCUGGAAAAACCCCAGGGCUGGAUGGCAUACCGGUAGAGGGAUAUCAAGCCUUUUUUUAUUUACUCAAAGCUCCAUUAUUAGCUUGUUUUAACUACUCCUAUAGAAAUGGUAGUCUGUCAGGUACUCAGCAGGAAGGUCUGAUUUCACUAUUAUUUAAACAAGACCCAGAUGGCAAAUAUAUAGACCCAGUCCAUCUAAAAAUACUGGAGGCCUCUUACACUUCAAUGUUGUGAUGCAAAAAUUAUAGCAAAAUGCAUAGCACUCAGAAUUAAAAAGGUUUUACAAGGUAUUGUUCAUCCUAAUCAGACAGGUUUUUUACGUGGACGAUACAUUGGAGAUAAUAUAUGACAACUACUAGAAAUAAUAGAACAAAAUGAAACGUCUUUGAAGCCAGGCCUGGUAUUCAUAGCGGAUUUUGAAAAGGCCUUUGAUAAAGUAAGACAGGAUUUAAAUACAGUUGAAGUCGGAAGUUUACAUACAUUUAGGUUGGAGUCAUCAUUGUUUAUAGAUUAUUUCACUUAUAAUUCAUUGUAUCACGAUUCCAGUGGGGUCAGAAGUUUACAGUGCCUUUAAACAGCUUGGAAAAUUCCAGAAAAUGACGUCAUGGCUUUAGAAGCGUCUGAUAGGCUAAUUGACAUCAUUUGAGUCAAUUGGAGGGGGACCUGUGGAUGUAUUUCAAGGACUACUUUCAAACUCAGUGUCUCUUUGCUUGACAUCAUGGGAACAUCAAAAGAAAUCAGCCAAGACCUCAAAAAAAAUUGUAGACCUCCACAAGUCUGGUUCAUCCUUUGGAGCAAUUUCCAAAUGCCUGAAGGUACCACGUUCAUCUGUACAAACAAUAGUACGCAAGUAUAAACACCAUGGGACCACGCAGCCGUCACACUGCUUAGGAAGGAGACGCGUUCUGUCUCCUAGAGAUGAACGUACUUUGGUGCGAAAAGUGCAAAUCAAUCCCAGAACAACAGCAAAGGACCUUGUGAAGAUGCUGGAGGAAACAGGUAAAUAAUGUAUCUAUAUCCACAGUAAAACGAGUCCUAUAUCGACAUAACCUGAAAGGCCGCUCAGCAAGGAAGAAGCCACUGCUCCAAAACCGCCAUAAAAAAGCCAGACUACGGUUUGCAACUGCACAUGAGGACAAAGAUCGUACUUUUUGGAGAAAUGUACUCUGGUCUGAUGAAACAAAAAUAGAACUGUUUGGCCAUAAUGACCAUCGUUAUGUUUGGAGGAAAAAUGGGUUUGCUUGCAAGCCGAAGAACACCAUCCCAACUGUUAAGCACGGGGGUGGCAGCAUCAUGCUGUGGGGGUGCUUUGCUGCAGGAGGGACUGGUGCACUUCACAAAAUAGAUGGCAUCAUGAGGAAGGAAAAUUAUGUGGAUAUAUUGAAGCAACAUCUCAAGACAUCAGUCAGGAAGUUAAAGCUUGGUCGCAAAUGGACAAUGACCCCAAGCAUACUUCCAAAGUUGUUGCAAAAUGGCUUAAGGACAACAAAGUCAAGGUAUUGGAGUAGCACAAAAGCCCUGACCUCAAUCCUAUAGAAAAUAAACAAACCUGACUCCGUUACACCAGCUCUGUCAGGAGGAAUGGGCCAAAAUUCACCCAACUUAUUGUGGGAAGCUUGUGGAAGGAUACCCAAAACGAUUGACCCAAGUUAAACAAUUUAAAGACAAUGCUACCAAAUACUAAUUGAGUGUAGGUAAACUUCUGACCCACUGGGAAUGUGAUGAAAGAAAUUAAAACUGAAAUAAAUCAUUCUCUCUACUAUUAUAACUGACCUAAGACAGGGAAUUUUUACUAGGAUUAAAUGUCAGGAAUUGUGAAAAACUGAGUUUAAAUGUAUUUGGCUAAGGUGUAUGUAAACUUCCGACUUCAACUGUAUAAAUACCUGUAUUUCUUCCAUUUCGGUGAGUCUCUUAAUCAAUGGGUAAAAUAAAUGUAUAGCAACCCCAGGUGUAAAAUAGUAAAUAGUGGCUACUUCUCAGAGUUUUGAACUCUCAAGAGGAGUUAAACAAGUGUGUCCGCUGUCACCAUAUUUAUGGCCAUCGAAAUGCUAGCUAUUCAAUUCGGGUCAAAUGACAACAUUUAGAAGAUUACAUAUCCAAGGCUUAAAACCAAAGGUAUCCAUGACUCAAGUUUUAUAUUAAGUCCACAAGCUAAAUCCCUGCAAUGUCUCAUUUGAAGAUCUAGUUACGUUCUUUGGCCUCCCUGGACUAAAACCUAAUUAUGAUAAGUGUACCAUGUUACGUAUUGGAUCUUUUUUAAAAGACAACUUUUACAUUACCCUGCAGUUUAGCUAUAAAACGGUCUGACUGUGAAGUAGAUAUCCUUGGUAUUCAUAUCACAAAAUAUAUAAAUGAGCUGGCCACAAUGAAUUUCAAUAGAAAACUAGUAAUAAAUAGACAAGAUCCUGCAACCAUGGAGAGGUAAAUACCUGUCUAUUUAUGGAAAUAUUACAACUCCUUAGUCAUAUCUGUUUACUCACUUACUUAUGGCACUUUCACUCCUGAUGAUUCGUUUUUCAAAUCAUAUGAGCAAAAAAUAUGUGCCUUUAUCUGGGAUGCUAAACCAGACGAUCUAUAUAAUGAAUAUCAACUGGGUGGGCUGAGAUGAUUAAAUAUGAAAGCACUUAAACCUGUCUCUAAAAGCUUCACUUAUACAAAAGUUUUACUCGAAACCAAAAUGGUUCUCAAGUAGAUUACUAAGAAAAGCUCAUCCCUUGUUUAAUAAUGGAUUUUUUUUGCCUUUGUGCACGUUGCCGUUUCUCAUUUUCGAUUAAUUGAAAAUUAAACCUUGUUCAAAGUAGCUCUCUUUUUCAAACAAGCAUCGCAGAGCAGGUUACAAUUUCAAUUUCAUCCCCCAGAAAAGAUCAAACAAUUAUUAUUGAACUCAAAUGUGCUGGUUGAUAAAAGACCUGUAUUUAUGGAAAAUAUGUUUGAGAAGUGUAUUCUGUUUUUAUAUUAUAUUGUACAUUGGAAUGGUAGUUAUGUCUUUCAUGGAGCUAUCAGAAUUGUAUGGGAAGGUCUUCUCAUUCCAAGAUGACAACCAAUUGAUUACAGCAUUACCGCAAAAAUGGAGGAGGCUGGUGGCAGCGGGAGGAGGUAGGGAACUGGUCUGUCUGUCCCAAUAUAAAGGAUCAAGGGAGGAGGUAGGGAACUGGUCUGUCUGCCCAAUAUAAAGGAUCAAAACUGGCGGAGGAAUAAACAUAGCAUAAAUAGGAAAGUAUACCAGUUUCAUUUGAGGACCAGGAUGUUGACAGCUGUGCCAUACAGAUUGCAAAAUAGCUGGGAAGAGAUUUUUUGAUGUACCGAUUCCAUGACACAGGGUGUAUGAGUUGAUAUAUAAAACAACGCAAUAUUCAUGACUUUGUGCUUUUCAGCUAACAUUAUUGUACAGAAUUCUUGCCACCAACAAUAUUUGGGGCAUACAACCAUCGCACCUCUGCAGAUUUUUUUGCGAGGAUACAGAAUCAAUAGGCCAUUUGUUCUGGUAGCCUGUUUCUGGUCUCAGGUUCAGGAAUGGCUGAAAAAGCAUAACAUUCAUCUAAAAUUGACCCUAAAAAUAGCAAACCCAGAUUUGUCCGUCAGACUACCAGAUGGUGAAGCGUCAUUCAUCACUCCCGAGAACGUGUUUCCACUGCUCCAGAGUCCAAUGGCGGCGAGCUUUACACCAGUCCAGACACUUGGCAUUGCGCAUGGUGAUCUUAGGCUUGUGUGCAGCUGCUCGGCCAUCAAAUCUCAUGAGGCUCUCGACGAACAGUUAUUGUGCUGACGUUGCUUCCGGAGUCAGUUUGAUACUCUGUAGUGAGUGUUGCAACCGUGGACAGACGAUUUUUACGCGCUACGCACUUCGGCGCUCGGCGGUCCCGUUCUCUUCUGUGAGCUUGUGUGGCCUACCACUUCGCGGCUGAGCCGUUGUUGCUCCUAGACGUUUCCACUUCACAAUAACAGCACUUACAGUUUACCGGGGCAGCUCUAGCAGAGCAUACAUUUGACGAACUGACUUGUUGGAAAGGUGGCUUCCUAUGACGGCGUGACAUUGAAAGUCAUGGAGCUCUUCAGUAAGGCCGUUCUACUGCCAAUGUUUGUCUAUGGAGAUUACAUGGCUGUGUGCUCAAUAUUUUACACCUGUCAGCAACAGGUGUGGCUGAAAUAGCCGAAUCCUCUAAUUUGAAGGGGUGUCCACAUACCUUUUGUGUAUAUAUAGUGUAUAAUGCACGUAGAAAUCCGAAGAGGGUUGCCAGCAGAGAUAGGUGGGAUGGGCUGAGGGUUGGGAUGGAGAGAUAGGUGGGAUGGGCUGAGGGUUGGGAUGGAGAGAUAGGUGGGAUGGGCUGAGGGUUGGGAUGGAGAGAUAGGUGGGAUGGGCUGAGGGUUGGGAUGGAGAGAUAGGUGGGAUGGGCUGAGGGUUGGGAUGGAGAGAUAGGUGGGAUGGGCUGAGGGUUGGGAUGGAGAGAUAGGUGGGAUGGGCUGAGGGUUGGGAUGGAGGAUAGGUGGGAUGGGCUGAGGGUUGGGAUGGAGAGAUAGGUGGGAUGGGCUGAGGGUUGGGAUGGAGAGAUAGGUGGGAUGGGCUGAGGGUUGGGAUGGAGAGAUAGGUGGGAUGGGCUGAGGGUUGGGAUGGAGAGAUAGGUGGGAUGGGCUGAGGGUUGGGAUGGAGAGAUAGGUGGGAUGGGCUGAGGGAAACUGAGGGUUGGGAUGUGGGAGUGGAGUUGCUGGGCGGGGGGUAGAAUGAUGGUCAAAGAUAAAAGUCAAAAAAUAAAGUAAAAAUAAACAAAACAAAACAAAAAAUACAUUUAACUGACACUAAAAAGGAACGUUGUUACAUCCAAUGCCUUUUUUGCCUGAGGCUGAUGCCACACAAGCGCUUGUACGCACACGGACACAUACACACAUGUAAAUAGUGCCACACAUACACACAAACUGCCGAUUGGGAGCUUGGGCCGGUGGCUGAGAGGUCGCUGGUUGGGGUCCCCGAUUCGACUGGGUGGGGGAUCUGUUCUUGUGCCCUUUGACGUGGCGCUUGACCCUGUUUGCUCCUGUGGGUCGCACAGUUGGUAGAGCAUGGCGCUUGCAACGGCAGGGUUGUGGGUUCGAUUCCCACAGGGGGCCAGAAAGAAAAAAUAAAUAAUAAUCUGCACUCACUAACUGUAAGUCGCUCUGGAUAAGAGCGUCUGCUAAAUGACUAAAAUGUAAAAUGUAAUGACUGAAUGUAAUGUAAAUGUUAGGGUUAAUAGAUUAAUGUGGGUAUUGCUUCCAUAGGGUUAGCAGGUUAAUAGGUGAAUGUGGGUAUUGCUUCCAUAGGGUUAGCAGGUUAAUAGGUGAAUGUGGGUAUUGCUUCAAUAUGGUUAGCAGUUGUCCAUCAUCUGGUCUUUAACAUAUACUGUUUAUUUCCUCCACAGGUGAACUCCAUUCAGAACCAAAUGCAGUCAAAGGGUGGAUACGGUGGAGAGGACAUGCCUUUGAAUGUGCAGCUGCAACUGGUGGACACAAAAGCCAUGAUACUGGAGGGAGGGUCUGCUUCACGUAAGGAGCUUACUGGAGGGCUGCUUCACGGUAAGGAGCUUAACAUGGAGGGGCUGCUUCACGGUAAGGAGCUUAACAUGGAGGGGCUGCUUCACGGUAAGGAGCUUAACAUGGAGGGGCUGCUUCACGGUAAGGAGCUUAACAUGGAACAUUGGCUCUGCUUUGAAUACCUGAAGGGGAUCAAUGAAUAACAUGUCUUAUUUAGAAGAAAAUUGUAAUAUUUGGCCUAAAUGAACGUAGAUGUUUGUAGUGUACUCUGGUAAUAUGCCAUGUAUGAGAGAUGUGUUGUAUUUUUAGGAAUAUGUCUCGAAAGACAGUCAUUUAACUUAUCUGAAGACUGUUUGGUUUCAGACAGUUGUUUAACCUUGCCUGUUUUGUCUUUCCUCUAGGUUCCUUCAUGUGGAUGUUUUUCAGUGAACGCUUCCCUCAUCCUCCCUCCCCCAUAUUGGACUAG
Molecule: messenger RNA, 21654 nt
Organism: Coregonus sp. 'balchen'
Lineage: Eukaryota; Metazoa; Chordata; Actinopteri; Salmoniformes; Salmonidae
Source: the annotation of a GenBank genome assembly